AUGUGGCAAUGCAGUGAGCAGUGUGGAGUGUACAGCGAGCAGCGUGCAGUGAGCAGUGAGCAGUGUGAAGGUGUGCAGUGUGCAAUUGCAGGGAGCAGUGCUCAGUGCGCAGUGUGCAGUGAGCAAUGUGUGCAAUUAGCAGUGUGCAGUCUGCAGUGUGCAGUAAGCAGUGUGCAUAUGUUCAAGAAAGACAUUCUGCAGAGAGCAAACGUAUUCAAAGUUUUAUGGUUGAAGUGCAAGUAUAGUGCAAGUUUUUCUUGGCCUAUUGUGGACUUUAGUAUGCUGUGUGCAGAGUGCAAUGAGCUGUGUGCAGUGAGCAGUGUGCUGUGUGCUGUGUGCUGUGUGCAUGAGCAUUGCGCAGUGUGCAGAGUGCAGUGUGCUGUGUUCAGUGAGCUGUGUAGCUGUGUGCAGUGUACUGUGACAGCGUACAGUGAGCAUGUGCGUGUGCAUUGUGCAGCGAACAGUGUGCAGUGUGCAGUGAGUAGUGUGCUGUGUGCAGUGUGCAGUGUGCAAUGUGCAGUGAGUAGUGUGCAGUGCGCAGUUGACAGUCAGAUCAAACAUAUAGAGAUGACGUUUAGAACUGCACUUAAUUUCAAUGGGGCUAACGAUAACACCGAAUCGUCUGCAGGAGGAACGACAACAAACGGCACACUUCCAUCUUUGAAUGCAACAACAAGAACUCCUCGUAUCGAUACUAGCAAGACUUCUACGUCAAUUACUCAACAAAAGAAAGUGACGGUCAGAUUCAAUCAGGAAAUAGUCCUUCUCUGCAAAGAUCUAAAAUACAGCACUACAAUGAUAUCUUGGUUUAAACAUCAAGAGAAUUCAACGAGCGAUAUAAAACAUAAACUGGAUAUAAAAAGAUAUCGCUUGGAUGUGACUAGUCAGGGAGGCGGAGGCACUUACAGCUGUCUUGUUACUAACAACUCAUUCAGCGUCAAUAGGAUAUUCGUUGUCCACGCAAGCAUUGCAUUGUUAAGAAAAACAUUAAAUACAACUCGCAUAGUGACUUGCAAUUUGCAAAACAACGUUACUCCUUCUAUCGAGAUAUCACCUUGUUGCCAAAUUGUUAUUGCCAACGAAACAGAAACAAUAAAUAUCAAAUGUUUAGCAGCUGGAUUUCCCACACCAACAGUAACUUGGAUUUUGCCUAACGGCAGCGAAUGGCUAGUUGAAGAUCUCAAGGAGUACAACGAUACCGCUGGUAUUAGUUCACUGGUUGUUACUGAGUAUGAUGGAGGUAACUACACAUGCAUUGCAAACAACCGCAAUGGAAAUGCUGAACAAACUGUGACUGUAUUUGUUACUCCUUCUAUCGAGAUAUCACCUUGUUGCCAAAUUGUUAUUGCCAACGAAACAGAAACAAUAAAUAUCAAAUGUUUAGCAGCUGGAUUUCCCACACCAACAGUAACUUGGAUUUUGCCUAACGGCAGCGAAUGGCUAGUUGAAGAUCUCAAGGAGUACAACGAUACCGCUGGUAUUAGUUCACUGGUUGUCACUGCGUAUGAUGGAGGUAACUACAAAUGCAUUGCAAACAACCGCAAUGGAAAUGCUGAACAAACUGUGACUGUAUUUGUUACUCCUUCUAUCGAGAUAUCACCUUGUUGCCAAAUUGUUAUUGCCAACGAAACAGAAACAAUAAAUAUCAAAUGUUUAGCAGCUGGAUUUCCCACACCAACAGUAACUUGGAUUUUGCCUAACGGCAACGAAUGGCUAGUUGAAGAUCUCAAGGAGUACAACGAUACCGCUGGUAUUAGUUCACUGGUUGUUACUGAGUAUGAUGGAGGUAACUACACAUGCAUUGCAAACAACCGCAAUGGAAAUGCUGAACAAACUGUGACUGUAUUUGUUACUCCUUCUAUCGAGAUAUCACCUUGUUGCCAAAUUGUUAUUGCCAACGAAACAGAAACAAUAAAUAUCAAAUGUUUAGCAGCUGGAUUUCCCACACCAACAGUAACUUGGAUUUUGCCUAACGGCAGCGAAUGGCUAGUUGAAGAUCUCAAGGAGUACAACGAUACCGCUGGUAUUAGUUCACUGGUUGUCACUGCGUAUGAUGGAGGUAACUACAAAUGCAUUGCAAACAACCGCAAUGGAAAUGCUGAACAAACUGUGACUGUAUUUGUCCAACCGCGAAUUUUACCCUUUGAUAAUGAUUCUCUAGUAGUCACAGUAUAUAGUAACGUCAGCUCUGUUCCGUGUACUGCUGUUGGAUUUCCUCCACCUGAUGUGUACUGGUAUCAUGGAGACAAGCAAUUGUCUACACUUGUAUCAUCUCUCCAUAAUGUUGACAGAACUACAAAAAGACGAACUCUUUCUCUUGGAGAAGUAGACUGGUCACACAAAGGAGAGUAUUCUUGUACUGCCAACAAUACAAUAAAGAAGAAUAAAGCAAGUUUUGCCAACAAAUCCAUCUUUCUAAAAUUACUCAGUGACAUUAAAUUUUCCUCAUUCAAUUCAACUGCUGAUGGAUAUGUGGGCGACAAUCUAACGUUAUCAUGUUCGGUCACGGGGAAAAGUGAGCACGAGCUACGCUGGACAACUGAAAAUGUAUCACUAAGCAAUGAAACGAAUUCGACGACUCAAUUUACAAUUAGUAACUUAGAAUUAGACUACGGCAGCAAAAAAUAUGUGUGUGAAGCGCGCACCAUCGCAGAUAACAAAACAAUUUAUUCGAGCGUCCGGAUAAGAGUUUUAAACGAAACCGUAAGGUUUGAUGAUAUUAGCGUGUUUCUUGGCGGUAAGAACACGUUAGAAUGCAUCUUUAUGGGAAAGCCUCAACCGAAGGUGACAAUAGAGACUUCAGGAGAAUUGCAUACUGAUGCAAAAGUAACCGCACUCGACGGAAUGAAAAACAUCUAUAAAGCAGUAAUUCAAAAAAGAAUUAAAUGGAGAGAUGCGGGAAAAGCCUCAUGCAGAAUUUAUUAUGAAAACUCAACCGUCCAAGUAGUUGGACAUGCUACUGUUAACAUUUAUCCUUACAUCACGAGUCAUCCAACCGAAGUUAUUAAAUCCUUCAAUGAUACACAACAAUUUGAGUGCACUGCUGCAGGAUAUCCUCUACCUAAAAUUUAUUGGCAGAAAAAACUAAAUGGACAAGAUUACCAUUUCGUUAGCGAAGUAUUAUUAAUGGCAGCAGAUGUUUCUGAUCACGAGAUAUCUAGCACACUCACAUUGAACAAGUCGAUCUCGUCUGCUGGUGACUAUCGUUGCAUAACGACCUCUUCUGUAACGAAUCCACAAAGCUAUCCAGAAAAUCGGCCAAACGUUUCCAACCCUGUUCAAUACAUUGUAAAAAGUGACGCUCGAAUCAUUUCUAACGAUCCAAUUGUAGCAAGGUCGGGAGAGACGGUAACAAUCACCUGCAACGCCACAGGUUAUCCUCUUCCGCAAAUUCGGUGGUCACAUAAAGAAGAAAGCAAUAUGAUUGAAAGUUCAAGAGAGAAAAAAAGCGAUACAUCUAUAGAAAGCUACCUUGAAAUCCCAAAUGUAACAGUCGAUGACGGAGGAUCAUACUACUGUACAGCCAGCAACAUAGGUGAACAGAGUCAAGCAAACAUUAAUGUUAACGUGAAACCUUCCAUCAACAUACGACCUUGUUGUGAACAUGUUAUCGACAAGGAGAAAAUCAAUGAGAUUAAAUGUUCAGCAACUGGACUACCCACGCCAACAGUUACCUGGAUAUUUCCGAACGGCAGCAGAUGGCCAAACAAUGAAAUUCCUAACUACAAUUCUAGUUCACUGGUUUUCACGGAACAAGACGGAGAACUACAACUAGACACGAUCUUUCCCUUGGAAAAGUCUAUUGGUCACACAAAGGAAAGUAUUUUUGUACUGCCAACAGUACCAUAG
This is a messenger RNA of Corticium candelabrum, 3849 nucleotides long. Its product is annotated as hemicentin-1-like. The transcript has 23 exons. Gene Ontology annotation, cellular component: plasma membrane. The record is from RefSeq and is a predicted model, not a curated record. NCBI's taxonomy places the organism in Eukaryota, Metazoa, Porifera, Homoscleromorpha, Homosclerophorida, Plakinidae. Bases 1 to 3849 code for a protein of 1282 amino acids. Gene Ontology annotation, biological process: homophilic cell-cell adhesion.